AUGGGUUCUGGGACAGCUACCUCCCACGAGCCGAGCCCGGCCACCAUCUCCAUGGAUGUUCACCAUGACCACCUGGAAACCCAACUCCAGGAUACCCAAGACACCGUCACCUCCCUCCUCUCUACCCAAGAAGCUCACCAAACCUGCAUUUCCACUCUUCACCAAUCAGUCGACACCCUCACCACUGCCCAAACCAACCUUCAGUCCCCUAUCAAAAACCAGUUUGCUCAGCUAAAACAAACCUUUUUCGACGAGCUCCGCCACCACCGCCCUUACCCACACCUAUCCUCAUCUGCUUCCCCGAGGCUACUUAAACUUGAUCUUGAACGCUUUUCCGGCGAUGACCCAUACGGAUGGAUAGCUUCUGCUGAGCGCUUUCUCACGUACUACGGGGUGCCUGACGAAGAUAAAGUUACGGUUGCUGCUGUUCACCUCUCCAGGGACGCGUCUUUAUGGAUGCGUUGGUUUGAACAGUGCUUUCCAAAAGAUUGGACCCUUUUUACCACAUCCUUGCUUCAGCACUUUGGCUCGACCGACAUCUGCAAUUUUGAGGCCUCACUCUCUCAUAUCCAGCAAAUAGGAUCUUUAGCAAACUAUCUCACCCUCUUUACCAAGCUUGCUUGCAGAGCACCAGAAUGGUCUAAUACUCAGCUAAAAGGGGUUUUUGUCGGCGGCCUCCGAGAGGAGCUCCGCUUUGAUGUCCAAGCUCUUCAGCCCAACACCCUUUCUGAAGCUAAACAUUUAUCUCAGCUUUUCAAUACCAAAUUGCAAGCCCGACGUACCUCUGCCCGACCCUUUUACCCCCGUACCUCUCCCACCCCCCAACCACACUCCCACAACUCUCCUUCACCUCUGCCACCUCUCCCUUCACCCCAACCCCUACCCCCUUUUUCCCGCCGCCUCUUCCAAGCCGAAGCACAGGAGCAUCGCUCCAAGGGCCUCUAUUUUACAUGUGAUGAAAAAUACAAACCUGGUCAUCGUUGUCUCAAGCCCAUGCUCGCCCUCAUUGAGGCCACCAUUUCGGAUGAUGACUCCUCGGUAUUUCAUGACUGUCACCAGGAGUUGGCUCCUCCAGAACAGGUGCCUGUGGAUCUUUCCACCGACUUCACAAUCCAUUCAAUCCAAGAUUCCGGAGCCACAUUCAAUUUCCUCAACCCAUGCAUUGCUACACGCUUGGGCUUACCAAUUGAUCACUCUGGCCCCCACACCCUGUACACAGCCACAUGGGAACAUUUACUCACGCAAGGCACCACUCAAAACCUCUCUGUCCAGAUUCAAGAUUACUCUCUUACUUCUAAUUUCAAACUCUUACCCGUCGCUGGUUGUGAUCUCCUCUUGGGUGUCGAAUGGCUCGAGACAUUGGGUCUUAUUGAAUGGGAUUUCAAGAAUAAGAUUAUGAGAUUCCACCUUGGCGAACACUCCUAUUGCUUGACGGGUAUCCAACGCUCUCCCAUUACUGCAAUUGAUGCCAAACUCAUGGCUCACACUCUCUUGGCUGAACAAGAGGGCUUCUUGGCACAGCUUAUCCCAUGCAUACCAGACCAUGAUGACACCACAACCACUGCCACACCUCCUGCUCUUCACCACCUUUUGGAUACCUUCUCCGACUGGUUCAACACCUCUGUCACACUACCGCCACCUCGCCUUAUUGACCACUGCAUUCCCUUACUUCCUGGUGCUGCCCCUAUCAACGUUCGGCCGUAUCGAUACCCAUAUCUCCAAAAAUCAGAGAUUGAAAGCCUCAUCCACGAAAUGUUGGCAGUGGGCAUCAUUCGGCCGAGUGCAAGCCCUUACUCCUCACUAGGGGUGGGCAUCUAA
Prunus avium (sweet cherry) is the source of this 1818-nucleotide messenger RNA. The record is from RefSeq and is a predicted model, not a curated record. Lineage: Eukaryota; Viridiplantae; Streptophyta; Magnoliopsida; Rosales; Rosaceae.